UGACGUGCACUCAGCGCCGAGCUUCUUCGUAGUCCCUCACCCACUUGGCUAAUAUGGGCUGGUCCGGAAGGUCAGGCAAGGGGAAGCUGCGCAAGCGCAGUGUGAGCGGCAACAUGGCGUCCAGGUGCAAGCGGCGGGCCGUGGAAAGUGUGGUUCCGCAGCCGCGGGACCCCCCAGUCCAGCGCGACGACGAAGAGGAAGAUGAAGUCGAGGAUGAGGACGAAGACGAUGACGACAGUGACGAGGAAGAGGAUGAAGAGGACGAGGUCAUUGACGAGGAAGUGAAUAUUGAAUUUGAAGCUUAUUCCCUAUCAGAUAAUGAUUAUGACGGAAUUAAGAAAUUACUGCAGCAGCUUUUUCUAAAGGCUCCUGUGAACAUUGCAGAACUAACAGAUCUCUUAAUUCAACAGAACCAUAUUGGGAGUGUGAUUAAGCAAACGGAUGUUUCAGAAGACAGCGAUGAUGAUGUGGAUGAAGAUGAGAUUUUUGGUUUCAUAAGCCUUUUAAAUUUAACUGAAAGAAAGGGUACCCAGUGUGCUGAACAAAUUCAAGAGUUGAUUCUAAGCUUCUGUGAGAAGAACUGUGAAAAGAGCAUGGUUGAACAGCUGGACAAGUUUUUAAAUGACACCACCAAGCCUGUGGGCCUUCUCCUAAGUGAAAGAUUCAUUAAUAUCCCUCCACAGAUCGCUCUGCCCAUGUACCAGCAGCUUCAGAAAGAACUGGCGGAGGCACACAGAACCAAUAAGCCAUGUGGGAAGUGCUACUUUUACCUUCUGAUUAGUAAGACAUUUAUGGAAGCAGGAAAAAACAAUUCCAAAAAGAAACCUAGCAACAAAAAGAAAGCUGCGUUAAUGUUUGCAAAUGCAGAGGAAGAAUUUUUCUAUGAGGAAGCAGGGAAGCCUGAGGUGCUCAGAGGGCCAGACACAGGAAGAGGACUGGAACCAGUUCCGAUACAGCACAAUGGCUGGCCUGUUCCCCAGUAUUAGAAUAAACUAAAACAUACAAGCCAGGAUGGAUGAAGCCAAUAGGAUAAAAAACAAGCACACAACAUUAUUUGGGGAAAAACACCUCUAGUGACACGUUUUCUUCAUCUGCACUGAUUAUUUCAGCAAAAGAAAUCUAGUAUGUUUUCAUACAUCUGACGUAUAAAUUUGCUGAACUUUUAGUUUUCUUAAUAUUAAGAUAAUUUUUCAUAUUAAGAAAAUUUUCCUUUUCUAACCUAUUAAAAUACCUCACUAUCAUUUCAAAGGGUUAAAUGAAUUGAUCACCAUCUCUGCUAUGUGCUCCUCAAAAUAUAAUUUCAAAUGGAUUCGAUUUAAAUCUAUACCUAGUGCAGAUUUGCAAAAAAAGAAAAGGAAUAGUCAUUAAGGAUACCUGUUACCAUGGCAGCGAUUGUUAACACUUCAUCUACACAGUCAAAUUCACAGGACGCUAAGAUAGACUUCGAGAGUUGUGGAUCAAGAGGAAACUCUGACAUGAUGAUUCCAAAUUCAGAAAGAUUGCCAUCAUUAUCCAGUGCUGCCAGAUAAUCUAAGUCUUCCAAUGCCUGCAUCAAACUUUCUGGUGCUAGGAAAGGAAAAAAUAAUAAUUUAAGAGUCUCAUAUGGCUAAGAUGGAGAAACAGGUACUGGAUUUUUCCCUCCUGCAUGAAACAAGCAAACAAUGGACAAAAUAUGUGAAACAACGGUUUGCAAGACACCAAAUACCAGGGAGUGAAGGACAGUGAUUCUUGAGAGGGCACACUCAGGAGGGCAGCCCUGUGAUUGUCCAGCUCAUGCUCCGAAGAGGGUCCCAGCUGCAGUGUGCAUGCGGGGGGAACCCAAGUGGAGCCUGCCAGCCUCCCUGCAGUAGGAAAACAAUGCCAGGGAUCCAGGGAGACUAAAGUGGCCAGAACUCGCGGUCACAGUACUGGAGAGAGACACACAGAUCUAAGUCAGGGGCCAGAGGGAGCUCCCUCAACUAGUCAGCAGAGCCCCACUGAUCAGUGCAUGUGUGUAAGGAACCACCUCAGGCCAGAGAAAGAGCCAUGUGAGAGGAUUAGAAGGAACAGUGGUGCUGACACAGGACCUAGGGUAGGGCCUGUUCCCACCACCCAAGCUGGAAAAACCUCAUGAUUUGUGGGGCACUGGGUAGAAAACACAAGUGAGAAACCCUAGAUGGGCACUGCCACCUGACACAUCUAUACAGCAGGACCCGAAAGGAUCACACUGCAUCCUAGGACAAAGCUCAAAAAUACCUCUGGGACUACAAAAAUAUUCAGUGCCCAACAAGGUAAAAUGUACAAUGUCUAGCAUACAGUAGAGAGGCAUGAAAAGCAUGAAAAUACAUUGCAUAAUACAGAGAAAAAUUAAUCACAACUGACCUGGAUCUCAGAUGCUCAAAAUAGUAGACAAACAUGUUAUUUCCCAGUGCAAAUAAAGAAAUAAAGAUAGCAA
This is a messenger RNA of Symphalangus syndactylus (siamang), 2434 nucleotides long. RefSeq names its product BRCA2 and CDKN1A interacting protein (gene BCCIP). The record is from RefSeq and is a predicted model, not a curated record. NCBI's taxonomy places the organism in Eukaryota, Metazoa, Chordata, Mammalia, Primates, Hylobatidae. Gene Ontology annotation, cellular component: nucleus.